Fulmarus glacialis (Northern fulmar) is the source of this 1079-nucleotide messenger RNA. Its product is annotated as DIS3-like exonuclease 2 {ECO:0000255|HAMAP-Rule:MF_03045}. The coding region runs from base 1 to 957 and encodes 318 amino acids. Gene Ontology annotation, biological process: mRNA catabolic process; miRNA catabolic process. The record is from RefSeq and is a predicted model, not a curated record. Lineage: Eukaryota; Metazoa; Chordata; Aves; Procellariiformes; Procellariidae. Gene Ontology annotation, molecular function: 3'-5'-RNA exonuclease activity; RNA binding. Gene Ontology annotation, cellular component: P-body; exosome (RNase complex). The transcript is spliced from 9 exons.
AUGGUGUUUGCGUGUCAGUCGCUGAAGCUCUCGUUUACCUUGGACCAGGAGAGUGGGAUGCCUCAAGGCUGUUAUAUCUAUCAGUACCGGGACAGCAACAAGCUGGUGGAAGAAUUCAUGCUGCUCGCGAAUAUGGCCGUGGCCCAUCAGAUCUACCGCUCCUUCCCCGAGCAGGCCCUGCUUCGCCGCCACCCCCCACCCCAGACCAAGCUGUUGAAAGACCUCAUGGAGUUUUGCAACCAAGUCGGCCUUGACAUUGACUUCAGCAGCGCAGGGACCCUGCACAAAAGCUUAAAUGAAACAUUUGGUGCUGACAAAUACUCUGAAGCCAGGAAAGAAGUGCUGACCAACAUGUUCUCCAGGCCCAUGCAGAUGGCUCUCUACUUCUGCACCGGCGUCCUGGAGGACGAGACCCUCUUUCGCCACUAUGCCCUGAACGUGCCCUUCUACACGCACUUCACCUCGCCCAUCCGUCGCUACGCGGACAUCAUCGUGCACCGUCUCCUCUCUGCCUCGCUCGGUGCCAGCUCCCCCAUCAAGAUGGAGAAAGAGGCCAUCCAGAGACAGGCAGAUCACUGCAAUGACCGGAAAAUGGCUUCCAAGAGGGUGCAGGAGCUCAGUGCUGACCUUUUCUUUGCCAUCUUUGUCAGGGAGUGUGGUCCUCUGGAGUCAGAGGCCAUGGUGAUGGGUGUCCUGAACGAGGCCUUUGAUGUCCUGGUGCUGAAGUUUGGAGUCCAGAAGCGCAUCUACUGCAAUGCGCUGCCCUUGCUGGGCUUCCACUUCCAGAAGGUGGGGAGGAAGCCGGAGCUGACGCUCAUGUGGGAGCCAGAGAAGCCGGAGCAGGAAUCUGUGCCCCAGGUGAUCACCAUUUUCACGCUGGUGGAGGUCGUGCUGAUGUCAGACGGUGUCCCGCUCAAGUACAGCGCCCUGCUCAAGAGACCGAGCUCGGAGAAGUGAGCGCCCUGGGCUGCGCGCGCUCCCCGCUGCCGACACUUGCUCACCUCCCAGGCCUGCACCAGCACCCGCCGGGGACGGAGGGGACCCAUGAGAAGUUUGGGGUUUUGAGUUUUGAAACCGAU